AUGGAAGAGGAGUCCAAGCUCCUUCUCACCAAGUAUGACUCUAUCCAGAAGACGUGGACGAACGAUCAACACGGCCGUGAGGAACAUUUCACGAGCCCUGACCUGCGGCAUGCAGGGCGCACCAGGGGUAGGCAGGACAACCCCUUAGGUCCAACACGUCUGGCCAACACCCUUGCGGUAUCUAUCAGGGCAGUGCAGCAUAUCUACUGA
This is a messenger RNA of Penicillium canariense, 210 nucleotides long. RefSeq lists its product as uncharacterized. Lineage: Eukaryota; Fungi; Ascomycota; Eurotiomycetes; Eurotiales; Aspergillaceae. The transcript has a single exon. Bases 1 to 210 code for a protein of 69 amino acids. The record is from RefSeq and is a predicted model, not a curated record.